GCUAUGGAGCCCAUCCCUCUCCUGACGCCAUACAAGAUGGGCCAGCUCGAUCUCUCCCAUAGGGUCGUGCUAGCCCCGCUCACCCGCCAGCGCUCCUACGGGAACAUUCCACAGCCGCACGCAGCUGUGUACUACGCGCAGCGGGCAACGCGCGGGGGCUUCCUGAUCACGGAGGCCACAGGCGUCUCCGACACGGCCCAGGGGUACCACAACACCCCGGGGAUCUGGACGCCGGAGCACGUCGAGGCGUGGAAGCCCAUCGUCGCCGCCGUCCACGCCAAGGGCGCUGUGAUCUUCUGCCAGAUUUGGCACUCGGGCCGCGUGUCCAGCUACGAGCUCCAGCCCGGUGGGAAGGCGCCGGUGUCCAGCACGGAGAAGGGAGUGGGACCGCAGAUGAGCUUCGACGGAAGGCUCGAGCAGUUUUCACCACCGAGGAAACUCACGGUAGAGGAGAUUCCCAUGAUCGUGGAUGACUUCAGGAAGGCCGCCAGGAACGCCAUCGACGCGGGUUUUGACGGCGUGGAGAUUCACGGCGCCUUUGGGUACAUCAUCGAUCAGUUCCUUAAGGACAACCCCAAUGACCGCACCGACGAGUAUGGCGGCAGCCUCGAGAAUCGAUGCCGCUUCGCUCUUGAGGUGGUUGAGGCAAUCGCGAAGGAGAUCGGCGGCCACCGAGUCGGCAUCAGAUUCUCCCCCUUUGCCGACUACAUGGAAUGCCACGACUCCGACCCUCACUCCCUCGCGCUCUAUAUCUCCGCCAAGCUCAACGAUCACCACAUCCUCUACCUUCACAUGAUCGAGCCGAGAAUGGCAAUCGUGGAGGGACGACGUGUGGUGCCGAAGCGGCUACUGCCGUAUAGGGAGGUGUUCAAGGGUGCCUUCAUCGCCAACGGUGGGUACGAUGGUGCGGAGGGGAACAAGGUGGUCGCCGAGGGGUAUGCCGACCUAGUGUCCUUCGGGCGGCUGUUCCUGGCAAACCCAGACCUGCCGAAGAGGUUUGAGGUCGGGGCAGAGCUAAACAACUACGACAGGAUGACCUUCUACACCCCGGACCCUAUCGUCGGCUACACCGACUACCCGUUCCUCGAACAGUCAUCAAUCUAG
Lolium rigidum is the source of this 1104-nucleotide messenger RNA. RefSeq names its product 12-oxophytodienoate reductase 1-like. The transcript has 3 exons. NCBI's taxonomy places the organism in Eukaryota, Viridiplantae, Streptophyta, Magnoliopsida, Poales, Poaceae. Bases 4 to 1104 code for a protein of 366 amino acids. Gene Ontology annotation, molecular function: oxidoreductase activity; FMN binding. The record is from RefSeq and is a predicted model, not a curated record.